Messenger RNA from Pleuronectes platessa (European plaice), 1809 nucleotides. RefSeq names its product trophoblast glycoprotein a (gene tpbg1b). Gene Ontology annotation, cellular component: plasma membrane. Gene Ontology annotation, biological process: negative regulation of canonical Wnt signaling pathway. Bases 237 to 1367 code for a protein of 376 amino acids. The record is from RefSeq and is a predicted model, not a curated record. Gene Ontology annotation, molecular function: protein binding. The transcript is spliced from 2 exons. NCBI's taxonomy places the organism in Eukaryota, Metazoa, Chordata, Actinopteri, Pleuronectiformes, Pleuronectidae.
GACCCCUUCCUCUGUUCUCAUGGAAAUCACAGCCCACCGCCUCCCGGCCACACUUUGUGCACGGAGGCGAAGUUGAAGCGCACAUUCCCGGCCGGGACAACGCACGAUGAAGAGGAGGCUGAUGUAGUCCAGGAGGAGCUGAUCGUUUGGUUUCUACUCGAUCCUCCCGCCGCUGUGUGCUGGUUCACUUACUGCUUCUCCCGCAGCACACGCGCACUGGAAGUGCACCCACCAACAUGCUGGAUCCGGACCGGUGCGUCUUCUUCCUCUCCUUCCUCUUCUUCUUCUCCUCCGCCGCUCUCCUCUGCUCCGUCCACGCGUCGUGUCCUCCGCGCUGCGAGUGCUCGGAGGCGGCUCACACGGUGAAGUGCGUCUCCAAGGACCUGCGGAGUGUCCCGGAGGGGAUCCCCGGAUACACGCGGAAUCUGUUCGUCACCGGGAAUCAGAUCAGUCGCAUUGGUCCAGAGUCGUUCAGAGGACUGGAGAACGUCACCAACUUGUCUCUGAGUAACAAUAGAAUAUCUGAGGUGGAGUCCAACACGUUUGCCGGACUCCGCAGCCUUCGCUCUCUGGACCUGAGCAACAACCAGCUGGCGAUCAUUCACCCCGAGGCCUUCACCGUCCUGAACCAGUCUCUGCAGGAGCUGAACCUGAGCCGGGCCCUCUACAACCACUCCACAGUGAUGGACCUGGCCACGUCUUUCCGCUGGAGCUCCCUGGGGAACCUUCAGGGACUGGACCUCUCCCACAAUAGCCUCAUCUAUCUGCCCUCGCGCAUCUUCUCGCACCUGAGCAGCCUCCGACGGCUCCUGCUGUCCAACAACUCCCUGGUGGCCAUCCACAACUCCACCCUCGCAGGGCUGGAGCGCCUGGAGGAGCUGGACCUCACGCUCAACGCCCUCAAGACGUUUCCAGAGGAGGGCCUGCGAGAGCUGGACUCCCUGCCCCGAGUGGCCCUCCUGCUGGAAGAGAACCCCUUCACGUGCACGUGUGGAAUUGAACCCUUCGCGUUGUGGCUCAACAGAUCCCAGGGGCGGAUUAGGAACGCUGAUAGUCUAGUGUGCUCCUUCCCAACCAGCAUGAGGAACACAUCCAUGCUCGCCGUGGGCACGAUGACUCUUGGAUGCCAGCAGAGAGACGCAGGUGCCGACCUUGCUUUGCAGACCUCAUAUGUGUUCUUGGGUUUAGUCCUGGGCUUCAUUGGCCUCAUUUUCCUAUUUGUACUCUAUCUCAACCGCAAGGGCAUCAAGAAGCGGAUCUACGACAUGCGAGAUGCUUUCAGGGAGGUGUUGGAAGGCUACCACUACCGCUUUGAGAUCGAUUCUGACCCCCGGAUAUCACAGAUCUCUACGGGCGCUGACGUGUGAGAGGACAAUCCCCCCCGCUGUAUUUUCUUAUGACUCUUUUUUUAAAUGCAUUUAUCAAUUAGGGAGAUGUAAAAAUUGUACAGUUUUGCCUGUAAAUAUAUAAAUACAAUAGUGUGAAUAAUUCUAUAAGCCUUGUUGUUUAAAGCAUGCACUGCCCAUAUAUCCUCAAUGCACAUUGAAUGUUCUCCCUCUGUACAGAUGAUCGUUUCUUUGCUCAAAAGACAAAGAUGUUACAGAUAGAGCUUGUUGACGUCUCUCAUAUCUUGUCUGCUCGUCAAGGUCACACAAAGCAGUAAGUGCCUAAAGGUCAGCUUGGUGUUGCUGCAGUGAUCUGAUCUGAACUCAAGCAAAACGUUGAUUCCGUCUUCUGUGUCUGAUCUGUUUGGCUUGUGAAAACAAAGCAACAAAACGCUGCAAUAAAUCCUGACACUACCAAGACAAA